Molecule: messenger RNA, 4264 nt
Organism: Diospyros lotus (date-plum)
Lineage: Eukaryota; Viridiplantae; Streptophyta; Magnoliopsida; Ericales; Ebenaceae
Product: phospholipid-transporting ATPase 2
Exons: 25
Coding region: 321-3641 (1106 amino acids)
Biological process (GO): phospholipid translocation
Cellular component (GO): plasma membrane
Molecular function (GO): ATP binding; magnesium ion binding; ATPase-coupled intramembrane lipid carrier activity
Source: RefSeq, a predicted model, not a curated record
CCAAAUCGGUAGUCAAGUUCUUCUCCAAGGCUCAGACCAACCCGCCAUUCUCGGCCGUCUUUCUUCCACUCCAACGGUUACAGAUCUCCCCUCGCCGGCAAGCCAACAACCAACUACGACAAUCUGAGGACUCAGAGCCCAAAUCGGAGGAGCAGAGGGGCGAUCCUUCGCUGGGCAACCUCAAAGCUGCAAGGCGCCCAUCUGGCCACUCUUUUCCGGCGAAAUUAUGGUUUUCAGCCUUCAGGGUUCCUGAAAAUGUUGUCAAGCGCUAGAUAAACAUAGUAUGAUCAUGCCAGACUGCAUCACAUGCUUUUGAGUUGAUGAUGAAGCGCUAUGUAUAUAUCAAUGAUGAUGAGCUAUCAGAAGAUCUGUACUGUGUCAACCGUAUAUCAAACAGAAAAUAUACUGUACUGAACUUCCUUCCAAAGAACUUAUGGGAGCAGUUCAGUCGGUUUAUGAAUCAGUACUUCUUGUUGAUUGCUUGUCUUCAACUAUGGCCACUAAUUACUCCAGUAAACCCUGCUAGCACUUGGGGUCCUCUCAUUUUAAUAUUUGCAGUAUCGGCUACUAAAGAAGCAUGGGAUGACUAUAAUAGAUAUCUAUCAGACAAGAAAGCAAAUGAAAAAGAAGUAUGGGUGGUCAAGCAGGGCAUCAAGAAACAUAUUCAAGCUCAAGAUAUACGUGUAGGCGAUAUUUUAUGGCUUCGCAAGAAUGAUGAAGUGCCAUGUGAUCUUGUUCUUAUUGGUACCUCUGACGUGCAAGGUCUUUGCUAUGUUGAGACAUCUGCCUUGGAUGGUGAAACUGACCUUAAGACAAGGGUGAUACCCUCUGCUUGCAUGGGAAUUGAUUCUGAGCUAUUGCACAAAAUCAAGGGCGUGAUUGAGUGUCCUAAUCCAGACAAGGAUAUUAGAAGAUUUGAUGCAAAUUUGCGGUUGUUUCCUCCUUUCAUUGAUAAUGACCUAUGCCCUCUAACCAUAAAAAACACACUUCUUCAAUCUUGCUACUUGAGGAAUACUGAAUGGGCUUGUGGAGUUGCUGUAUACACAGGGAAUGAAACUAAGCUGGGUAUGAGCAGGGGUAUACCUGAAACGAAGCUUACAGCUAUGGAUGCAAUGAUCGACAAACUAACAGGAGCGAUAUUUAUAUUCCAGUUAGUGGUUGUUAUUGUUCUAGGACUAGCUGGAAAUGUUUGGAAGGAUACAGAAGCAAGAAAGCAAUGGUAUGUUCAGUAUCCAAAUGAAGGUCCAUGGUACGAAUUCUUGAUCAUCCCUCUGAGGUUUGAGCUUCUUUGUUCCAUCAUGAUACCCAUUUCUAUAAAGGUGUCUCUAGAUUUUGUGAAGAGCUUGUAUGCAAAGUUUAUUGAUUGGGACAAUGAGAUGGUUGACGUAGAAACUGGAACUCCAGCCCAUGCAGCAAACACAGCAAUUAGUGAGGACUUGGGGCAAGUUGAGUAUAUAUUGACAGAUAAAACAGGAACACUUACUGAGAAUAGAAUGAUUUUUAAGAGAUGCUGUGUCAGUGGCGUUUUCUACGGGAAUGAGAAUGGGGAUGCUCUAAAAGAUGUGGAGUUACUGAGUGCUGUUGCAAGUGGCUCUCCUGAUGUUAUUCGAUUCCUCAAGAUUAUGGCAAUAUGUAAUACAGUGAUACCUAUACAAAGCAAAAGUGGAUCUAUUUCAUACAAGGCACAGUCUCAGGAUGAGGAAGCUCUUGUUCGUGCUGCUGCACACUUGCAUAUGGUUUUGGUCAAUAACAAUGUUAAUAUUCUCGAAAUCAAUUUUAAUGGGGCAAUAGAACAUCAUGAGAUCCUGGACAUUCUGGAAUUCACAUCUGAUAGGAAAAGGAUGUCAGUAGUGGUGAAAGAUCGUGGGAGCGGAAGAAUUUUCCUCCUAUCUAAGGGGGCAGAUGAAGCAAUCCUUCCUCAUGCUCGUGCCGGGCAACAAACAAGGAGUUUUGCUGAAGCUGUAGAACAAUAUGCUCAGUUAGGUCUGCGAACAUUAUGCUUUGCUUGGCGUGGAAUAGAGGAAGAGGAAUAUCAAGAAUGGUCUUUGAUUUUUAAGGAGGCUAAUAGCACUUUGGUGGAUAGGGAGUGGAGAGUAGCUGAAGCGUGCCAAAGAUUAGAGCAUGACUUUGAAAUCCUUGGGGUUGCUGCCAUAGAGGACCGUUUACAGGAUGGUGUACCAGAAACAAUUGAGACACUUAGAAAAGCUGGAAUAAACUUUUGGAUGCUGACGGGAGACAAGCAGAAUACUGCUGUACAAAUUGCUCUUUCAUGCAAUUUUGUAUCACCAGAACCGAAAGGCCAGCUACUGCUAAUAAAUGGAAAAACUGAAGAUGAAGUUUGUAGAAGUUUAGAGAGAGUUUUGCUUACAAUGAGAAUAACAGAGUCAGAACCUAAGGAUGUUGCUUUUGUCAUUGAUGGUUGGGCUCUUGAAAUUGCACUCAAACAUUACAGGAAAGCAUUCACAGAGUUAGCAAUCUUGUCAAGGACAGCUAUAUGUUGCCGAGUUACACCAUCCCAAAAGGCACAGCUUGUGGAGCUCUUAAAAUCAUGUGAGUAUAGAACAUUGGCCAUUGGGGAUGGUGGGAAUGAUGUGAGGAUGAUACAACAAGCUGAUAUUGGCGUUGGCAUUAGUGGGAGAGAAGGAUUACAAGCAGCAAGGGCAGCUGAUUAUAGUAUUGGGAAGUUUAGGUUUCUGAAAAGAUUGAUACUUGUUCAUGGGCGGUAUUCAUACAAUCGUACAGCAUUUCUAUCCCAAUAUUCAUUUUAUAAAUCUCUAUUGAUAUGUUUCAUCCAAAUCUUUUUUUCUUUUAUUUCAGGGGUCUCUGGUACUAGUCUCUUCAAUUCUGUUAGUUUGAUGGCUUACAAUGUUGUCUACACCAGUAUCCCUGUUUUAGUCAGUGUCCUUGACAAAGAUCUUAGUGAAAGAACUGUAAUGCAGCAUCCACAAAUUUUGUUUUACUGCCAAGCAGGAAGACUUCUUAAUCCUAGCACAUUUGCUGGAUGGUUUGGGCGGUCUCUGUUCCAUGCAAUUGUGGUAUUUGUAAUUACAAUACAUGCUUAUGCUUUUGAAAGAAGUGAAAUGGAGGAAAUGUCGAUGGUGGCACUUUCUGGAUGUAUUUGGUUGCAGGCUUUUGUUGUUACAUUGGAGACAAAUUCCUUCACAAUUUUGCAACUUCUGGCCAUAUGGGGCAAUCUUGGUGGUUUCUAUAUCAUCAACUGGAUUGUUAGUACUCUGCCGGCAUCAGGGAUGUACACAAUCAUGUUUCGCCUCUGUAGACAGCCAUCUUAUUGGACGACUAUGUUUCUGAUCAUUGCAGCGGGGAUGGGUCCGGUGUUUGCACUGAAGUACUUCAGAUAUACCUACAGAUCAAGCAAAAUCAACAUACUUCAGCAGGCUGAACGUGUGGGAGGGCCCAUAUUGUCGUUAGGAAAUAUAGAGCCGCAGCCAAGAUCACUUGAGAAAGACGUUGCUCCAUUAUCCAUAACUCAGCCCAAAAACAGAAACCCCGUGUACGAGCCUCUACUAUCAGAUUCCCCUAAUGCCAUGAGAAGAUCUUUUGGGUCGGGAACACCAUUUGAUUUCUUUCAAUCACAGUCCAGAUUAUCGGCAAAUUAUUCAAGAAAUUGCAAAGAUAACUGAAGUUCCAAUAUUGAUUUGGCGAAAAGCGGAUUGAUUCAAGUGAUCCAGGCUGCAUAACUGAGCCAGACUAAUUCUUUUUUUAAUCAUCAUAUACUGCGUACAGUAUUGCAUUCUUAGACUCUCAGGAGCUGUAUUCAAUGCUCAGAGUGAUUCAAAGAUUUAAGCAAUCUUUUCUGGGUCCAAUACACAACCAAGAACCUUGUAAAACCUUAGUAUAAUUUUGUUGAAUUAUAGUUGGAAGGACAAUCCUUGGUAGCAUGCCUGUUUUUGAUUCCAAGGUUGCUCUUGAAAGCAAGGGCAAGGCUAUGCAUAAAAUGAGCAAAUUUCAUUUGCUGACCCUCACAAUGCGGGUCAUGUGCAUCGGGAUGUCUUUUUUUUUUUGUCCUGAUAGUUUAGAGGAUGCAUGGAAAGGCAUUCUAGGACUCUGAAAUUUAUACAUAGCCUUGCCCUUGCUUAGAGAAGAUGAAAUUGCAAAUAAGAGUAAAUGGCUCAUUUCAGUGGCCUGAAAGUGGGUUACUUGUUAGUAGAUGCACUGUGGGAUCAAAAAAUGUAGGUCAUUGGAGGAAUAUGUACAUUUAUCUGCUUCUGGAUUUGUCUUUAUUAUAAGUUCAUAUUUUCUUGUA